AUGUUCUGCUGGUUGUUGACCCUGCCUUCCUCCCACCCCUCCCACCCCUGCCUCCCCUCACCCCCCUUCGUGUCUAAAGGCUACGACUUUGCCGCCGUGUUGGAGUGGUUUGCAGAGCGCGUGGACCGAAUCAUCCUCCUCUUCGACGCCCACAAGCUGGACAUCUCAGACGAGUUCUCGGAGGUCAUCAAGGCCCUGAAGAAUCACGAAGACAAGAUCCGGGUGGUUCUAAACAAGGCAGACCAGAUUGAGACGCAGCAGCUGAUGAGGGUCUAUGGCGCCCUCAUGUGGUCGCUAGGGAAGAUCGUCAACACACCCGAGGUGAUCCGUGUCUAUAUCGGGUCAUUCUGGUCGCACCCGCUGCUCAUCCCCGACAACCGUAAGCUGUUUGAGGCGGAGGAGCAGGACCUGUUCAAGGACAUCCAGUCCCUACCCCGCAACGCUGCCCUCAGGAAGCUUAAUGACCUCAUCAAGAGAGCACGCCUCGCCAAGGUAAGCUCUAACCAAACACAUGCAUGGACGGACACACGCUUGCACACACACAUUCUCUCACAAAAGUAAGAGUGGAUAUUACUCCUAAGCACUAUGUUAUGUCAUUUUGGCCUGAGUAGGAAGUUCUCUUUUAUUAAGUAUUAAGUAUUGUAGCUCAGCUGGUAGAGCACGGCGCUUGUAACGCCAAGGUAGUGGGUUCGAUCCCCGGGACCACCCAUACACAAAAAUGUAUGCACGCACGACUGUAAGUCGCUUUGGAUAAAAGCGUCUGCUAAAUGGCAUAUUAUUUUUUAAAAAUUAUUAAGUCAUUUUUUGAAAGAGAAGAAAAGUAUUUGUUAAAGAGGUCUUUUGAAUGGAACAGAAUCUCCAUACAGGAGUUGCUACUGAACUUAAUAAGCUACCCAUCCUGUGACCAGGAACUAUAAUACAGUGACUCACAAUGCAAGAGUAAUGACUGCAAUUACAUCCACUUUGUUAGGGUAAGAUAUCCUUCCCCUACUGAGCGAAGCUGCAAUCCCUCUCCCCAGGGCAACAUUGUGUGACUGCGUGGUGAGAUGAGGGCUGGUACAGUGGCUGUACCAGGGUGCCUUCCCAGCUGAGCUACACUUUAAUAGAGUCAUAACGCAUUGGUGGCACUAAGAAAACACAAAGUCACACCAAAUCAAUUAUCAGUCACAGGUCACUACUGUUCACUUGGCAUAGAGCAUUGAUUGCAAUUGGAUGUAAACAAGGUAUGGUAGAUGGAGUUAGUCAUGGGACAAAUCUUGACCUCAGAUUGACCUCGGAUUUCUCUUAAAGUUUUUCGAAUGCGAUUUUUUUCCAGGACAAAGGAAUGUUAUUUAUAACUUGCAUCAGGCAGUUUGGAAACAAUUCUCUUUCUUUUGUUCUUUUUUUUACUGGUCGACAAAUACUGUUAGGCAACAGUUCUAAUGAGGUGACAAAGUAGCAUUUGUAACCAGUUACUGUGACGUCUCAGGCAAAUUUGAUUUGCAGUACAAUCUUAUCAGCCCAUAGCUAAAUGAUAGUGUGUGUGUGAUCAGGAACAGUGGGGAGUGUUUAAUUGAUGAGUUUGUCGGAAUUCCUGGGAUGAACUUGGUCUUACCAUGUGGUUCCAACUGGAUCCAGAUGUGUUAGUGUCUGUCUGUGAGGGCCUGGUCUGUGGCUGGGGGAGGGCUGGAUGAAUGGAGAGAUGGAUGAAGGGAUGGAGGGAUGGGGUGAUCGAAUAGGAGAGCCAAACAGGGAGGUGGGGAGAUAUUGAAUGAUCUGCAGAAAGACCUUGAGAGAGCAUCAGCAGUGUUUGUUCCAGUAACGACAAGACGUAAGCUCUGAUUUCCAUUCCCAGGGCACUUUUCCUGCUCUCUUCUGAUGUGGCUCACGUUUCAGAAUCACACAGUGGGCCCCAAGGACAUCUGAUUUGCCCUUGUUCAUAUUAAAACAGAAAUAUCAGCUUCUUGUCCAGUUAGUGUGGAAUGGAACUUAAUUAGAUAGUCAUCAGAGAGCAGUGAGACAGAGGAGAGAUCUUUCUGUUGUAAUUGAGAGAGAGAAAGAGAGAGAGAAAGAGAGAGAGAGAGAGAGAGAGAGGGGGGGGGGGUGCUGGGUAGCAGUUCUGAGGCUGGGUAGCAUUGACAUGACAUGCCACCUGAGCUCAGCAGGUUAUUAUGUCAUAGCCAUUACAGUGGCUUAACUCUGGGCUUCCUCUCCUAUUAGCCUCAUACCAGUCUAUGUGACUGAGGACCAGGUCCUCUGUUGUCAUACAAUACAGGCACCACCUCAUCUCAACCCUUCAUAUGGCUGUUCUGGAGAUCACACAGCCACAGCAGGAAGUCCUGCAGAGGGUCUGUGUUUGUGUGUGUGCCUGUGUGUGUGUUUUGGGGGCAUCCCUGGCCACAGUCCAAGGAAUCACCCCCAAACAGGUGGUCACCUUGAGAGAAGAUGGUAACCCACCUCCGGCCUCCUCCUGUCCCCUGUCCCCCUAUUCCUGGUCCAUGGAACCUGGUCCAUGUCCUGUCCUAUGCCCCUGUCCUGACCAGACCAGAGAGGUGGGCUUCCUCUGCUGUCAGCAGCAGUGUGCUCAUCCAUCCGCCAAAGGGAAACCGAGGCAGAGGAUACAGAGGUUCCACUGAAGGAGCUGGUGACUCAUGUAGUGCCACCCCUCGUGUGAUGACAUUAUGUUCCCCUUCUCUCUCAGAUCUAGGAAACUCCAAGGAAGGGGAACCUCUUGUGUAGCCGGAUGUGAUACCUGCCACAUGCUCUCUCAUAAAACUGCUUUAAGUGCCUCCUUCCUGUCAUUUAUUUUGAGUUUCAAGGACAUCUGAGAUAUUUGGAGGAACUUAAAGAGUCCUUAGUGGCACAAUAGACACAUAAACAAAACAAUAUUUCUAGCUAUGACCCAAGAGGAGCUGGCUACAACCCCUUUAUGGGUCCCAAUCCAGUAUUUGAGGAAGCAUAUAUGAGUGAUUUUUCUCUGCCUCACUCAGUCUUAACAGACAGUCCUGCUGUGUUCUGCUCUGUGCCCCGUUAGGUCCAUGCCUAUAUCAUCAGCUCUCUGAAAAAGGAGAUGCCCAGUGUGUUUGGGAAGGAGGGCAAGAAGAAAGAGCUGAUUAACAGUCUGGGAGAGAUCUACAGCCGCAUUGAGAGAGAACACCAGAUCUCCCCUGGAGACUUCCCCAACCUCAAGAAGAUGCAGGUAAGAUAGAAAGACGGGGCUUCUCUUGAGUAAAGCUAAGGGUAGGUGUAAAAUAUAUCAUAUGGGCUGGACAGACGACAUCAUACCAUAAAUACCUAAAAACCUUGAAAUAUAAAAUGACUACGAACAUGACUCACAUUGCAAUGUUUACCAAGAGAGCCUGAUGGAUAAAGCCCACAAUCUGUGCUGUUUUCAAGCAAAGACAAAAUCCUGUGAUUACUGAGCUAACACACAAACUGCCCUACUGGGACUGCUUUGAGCCAUGGUGACAAAACAAGCUCCUUUCUGAUUGGUUGUGAUCAGCAAUUAGAUCUGAACCACCCCCAGUCCAUCUGGGCCUGAUGAACUCCUUACUGAGAGAAGCACCAACAUGACUUUUCUCAGGGUAGAAAAUAAACAGUAGUCAUGUUGAUCCUUUCUGACAUAUCUCUGAUUCACAGACCAGGACAGUCAUGUAUCUUGUUCUGACUCCCUCUCACACAUAAGAGACUGUAGAGAUGUAUCAACUAAGAUCAGCUUGACCCUGAUCCUGAACCCAAACUAUGUUUGUAGUGAGUAAGACACAGCUCUUUUGACCUCUUACCUCUGCCCUCUCUCCCCUCUUAUAGGAGCAACUGAAUGCCCACGACCUGAACAAGUUCCAGCCCCUGAAGAUAAAACUGCUGGACUCGGUGGACGACAUGCUGGCCCACGACAUCGCCGGUCUCAUGGUUCUGGUCAGGCAGGAGGAGACCAACCGACCCCAGAAGGUGGUGAAGGGAGGGGCCUUCGACGGCACCCUCAAUGGGCCCUUCGGCCACGGCUACGGCGAGGGCGCCGGGGAGGGUAUCGAUGAGGCAGAGUGGGUGGUGGCCCGUGACAAGCCCAUGUACGACGAGAUCUUUUACACGCUGUCGCCGGUCAAUGGGAAGGUGACUGGCGCCAAUGCCAAGAAAGAGAUGUUGAAGUCCAAGCUUCCCAACACGGUGCUGGGGAAGAUCUGGAAGCUGGCUGACAUCGAUAAGGACGGGAUGCUGGAUGAUGAGGAGUUUGCCCUGGCCAAUCACCUGAUCAAAGUCAAACUGGAGGGGCACGAGCUGCCCGCCGACCUCCCCGGUCAUCUCAUCCCCCCCUCCAAGAGGAAAAUCCCUGCUGAGUAG
This is a messenger RNA of Coregonus sp. 'balchen', 4317 nucleotides long. The record is from the annotation of a GenBank genome assembly. NCBI's taxonomy places the organism in Eukaryota, Metazoa, Chordata, Actinopteri, Salmoniformes, Salmonidae.